ACGAGCAACAGGCAACCUGUUGAUGGUGAUUUACUGUAUGGACGCACUUUGCAACUUUUCGCACUGGAAAAUUAUGCGCAUGAUCUCCGGAGUUUGACGAGGUUAAGUUACCCGACAUCUUGCGUGCCACGACAGUCUGCAAAGUGGGACAGACCGUUAUGCGCUCUACGGGAACGGAGUCGCGGAUAUUUUAUGAUUGCUGGAUAUACUUUUAUACGUUUUUUACUGGUGGUAGUUUACGUCAAACCAUGCCGUUAAAAGUAGCCAUGGGUUGCAUGUAUAGACCGAGGAGCUAUCGAAUGAAUGUGACUUUGUGAUAUUUUUUCCAUUCAUUUUUCUACAAGGCUCUACGACACUUUUCUCGGGCGGACGGGGACAGGUGACUCCCGCGCAGUCAACGUGUCCCUGUCUGUUUAGCACGCAUGUUACUGUACGCCUUGACCUACAUCUUGUCCAAUUCAAGGGAAUGACUACCAUCGUAAGAACUUUUGCUUUUUGACAAGACAAUUGUCUCCAUCAUGAGACUGCUCACUUUACUUUGUGUGGUUUUGGGACUAUGGAGGAGUGUAUCCAUGAACAGGAACUGCCCGGACCUGAUCAUCGACAGCUGUCACUGCACUUCGGAAAGGUCCAAGGAGCUCAGCAGACAGAACGUCCGCGUGAAAGUCGUUUGCAAUGACGCGGACUUGCUUGACGCCCUGCAGCCGAGCUUUCUUCCCAACACGACAGUCUCGCUGAUCCUCAGCAACAACAAAAUCGCCCUCCUCAAAAAUGGCUCUUUCUACGGGCUGGCCGCCUUGGAGAAACUAGACCUGAGGAAUAAUUUAAUUAGCCGGCUGGAGCCAGGGGCUUUCCGUGGGCUGGCAGCACUGAAGAGACUGGAUCUCUCCAACAACCGGAUUGGCUGCCUCUCUGCAGAAAUGUUCCGUGGCCUCGGCAAUCUCUCCAAAUUAAACCUCUCUGGGAAUAUCUUCUCCACGCUGCCAGAGGGAGUCUUCACCCACCUGCAGUCCCUCAGGGCUCUGCAUUUCAGCACUGACUCUCUGUUCUGCGACUGCCAGCUGAGCUGGCUGCUGGCGUGGGUGCGCAGCAGGUCCGUGCGCAUCGGCAACGACACGCUCUGUGUUUACCCCACCCGCCUGCAGGGGAUGGAGCUGCGCAGCAUAGCGCCAGACACACUCACCUGCGAUGGUCCUCUGGAGCUGCCCCUCUUCCAGCUGAUCCCGUCCCAGCGGCAGGUGGUGUUUCGCGGGGACCGCUUGCCCCUGCAGUGCACCGUUUCCUUCCUGGAGCCCUCCCUCUCCAUCAGCUGGAGCCACAACCAGCAGCCCGUCAGCACGCACGAGGAGAGGGGCGUGUACCUGGAGGAGCCGGUGGUCCACGACUGCUGCCUCAUCACCAGUGAACUCAUCCUGUCCAACAUCGAUGUGGGCGCGUCCGGCAUCUGGGAGUGUCAUGUGACCAGUUCCCGUGGCAACAGCUCGCGGCACAUGGAGAUCGUGGUCCUGGAGACAUCUGCGCCGUACUGCGCCGCGGAGAGAGUCACGGGCAACAAGGGGGACUUCAGGUGGCCGAAAACCCUGGCUGGCAUCCUAGCUUUCCUGCCUUGUCCGGGCCCCAUCCGGGCCCCCACCUCCCCUGCCUCGGGUGUCACGCCCCUGAAGAAGAAGGCGUGGCGCCGCUGUGACCGGUCAGGCCGCUGGGCAGAAGAGGACUACACCCAGUGCCCAUACGCCAGUGAAGUCACCCGUGCACUACACCAGCUCACCCAGAUGUCUGUUAACACCAGCAAUGCCGUGACUCUGGCGCAGCAGUUGGCCUCCUUCACCAGCAGGGCGGCGCACUUCGGCGACGUGAUGGACGUGAUCUAUGUGACACACCUGGUGGAGAGGAUUACGCGCCUGGUGGGAAAGAUUGGGGAGCUGGCGGACAUGGUGUGGGACAUCGGCAGCAACAUGAUGCUGGUGGAGGAGCAUAUCCUGUGGAUGGCCCAGACGGAGGCCAGAGCCUGCACGCGCAUAGUCCAGUGUGUGGAGCGCGUGGCUGACCUGGCCCUCAACUCACACACACCACUCAUAUCCAAGGUCUCUCCCAACAUAGCCCUGGAGGCCCACCUGGUCAAACGCUCCAACCUGAUUGGUCUCUCCUGCAUGGUGGUCCAGCGUUCUCGUCCCGGGCCCCCAGCGGCAGGCCCCGCGGGCCCUCGCACCCCUCCUCGGGACGGGACGGGGACAGAGGCGUCAUCGUCGCAGCCUGACACCCUACUGAACUUCAAAUGCCAGCCCAUCAACACCAGCAGUUCACCUGCGGGACAGCUCAGCAGGAACACAGUGGCUGUCGCGUCAAUCCAUUUACCGCUGGCUGCUGCUGUCGCCCAUGCCCCUAGUGCAUCUGCGUUGCAAUCUGUUGAUAACUCCACUUGCAAGCUGCAGUUUAUUGUCUUUCGCAAUGGGAAACUCUUUCCUUGCACAGGGAAUUCGUCGAACCUCGCCGACGAUGGGAAACGAAGGAGUGUUGCAACACCAGUUGCAUUCACCAAAUUAGAUGGCUGCAGCCUGGGGAGCGCUGUGCAGCCCGUCACCAUUGCUCUCCGGCACUUGGCACUGGGUGUAGACCCUACCGCUGCCUACUGGGACUUUGACCUGCUGGAUGGCCACGGAGGCUGGAGAGCAGAGGGGUGCAACAUAACGGGCUCGGUGGGGAAUACGACCACCAUUUAUUGCACUCAUCACAAGAACUUUGCAGUGCUAAUGGAUCUGAAGAAGGUGUUGUCCUUCCCUCCGUACCCGGGGGAGUUUCUGCACCCGGUCGUGUACGCCUGUACGGCGGUGAUGCUGCUCUGCCUCUUCGCCUCCAUCAUCACCUACAUCGUGCACCACAGCGCUAUCCGCAUUAGCCGUAAAGGAUGGCACAUGCUCCUCAACUUCUGUUUCCACACGGCCCUGACCUUCGCUGUGUUCGCCGGUGGCAUCAACCGGACCAAGUACCCAAUUAUAUGCCAGACAGUGGGUGUGACACUGCACUACUCUUCUCUGUCCACCAUGCUGUGGCUGGGCGUGACGGCCCGCAACAUCUACAAGCAGGUGACCAAGAAGCCAGCUCAGCAGCAGGACGGGGACGCCCCAGCACACCCUCCAAAGUCACCUAUGCUGAGGUUUUAUCUAGUAAGUGGAGGAAUCCCUUUCAUCAUCUGUGGAAUUACUGCGGCGACUAAUAUUGAAAAUUACGGGAGCGGAGAGCAAACUCAAUACUGCUGGAUGGCGUGGGAGCCCAGCCUGGGCGCCUUCUACGGCCCCACGGCCUUCAUCGUCCUGGUGACCUGCAUCUACUUCCUGUGCACCUUCAUCCACCUGCGCCGACACCCGGACAGGAAGUACGAGCUGAAGGCGGGCGGCGAGGAGCACCAGCGCCUGGCCGUCGCGGACCUGCCGCCACACUGCCACCAGGGGGCCUCGGAGCCUGGAGCGCCGGGCCCCGAGGGCAGGGGACCAGGAGGAGGAGGAGGUGGAGGUGGUGUUGGAGGAGGAGGUGGUGGUGAAGCAAGAGGGCAUUGCGCUGGGGGCUGCGGCAUCAACCCGGCGCUCCUGGCCAACGAGCACUCGUUUGGGGCGCAGCUGAGCACGGCGGCCUUCACGCUCUUCCUCUUCCUGGCCACGUGGACGUUCGGGGCGCUGGCCGUGUCCAUGGGCCACUUCCUGGACAUGAUCUUCAGCUGUCUGUACGGCGCCUUCUCGGUCACGCUGGGCUUGUUCGUGCUCAUCCACCACUGUGCCAAGCGGGACGACGUGUGGCACUGCUGGUGCUCCUGCUGCCGGAGACGGAGAGGCGGCGGUGGGGGGGCGCGGGCCGGGCACCAGGUGGUGCACGGGGGCUGCAUGGGCCACGGGCACGGGCACGGACACGGGCACGGCCACGGCCACGGACGGCCCAAGCUCAACGUAAACGGGGACAUGCUAGCGCACGGCCCCCCGUUGAUCCACGCCCACUGCGGCCACCUGGACUCUCCCUGCCCGGGCAAGGCCCUCCUGGCUGGGGGAACGCACGCACACACCCACACACACACGCACGGGCCCUGCAAGCUGGGCGGCCUGCCCGCGGCCGCCACCACCAGUCCCCCUCCUCCGUCCGCGCACCACGUGGCCUGCCUGUCGCCCGCGCCCUGCUGCGCCGCCAUGCACUCCCAGCAGCUGCUCCAGGACGAGGAGGCCGAGGCCGAGGACGAGCCUCCCGCCCACGUGCUGCUCCACGCGGACCCGGACGGCUACCGGCCCGCCAUCCACCUCCACCGCUGCCUGAAGGGUGGCAGCGUCAGGACUAAAGGCGGCCGGCGACUGAGCCGCCAGCGGGGCGGCAGCGAGCGGGAGUUCGCGUACCACCUCCCUGCCGACGGCGGUGGUGGGGGUAGCGGGCACAGCUCGCGUGCCAACAGCCCGCACAGCAUGCUGGACGCUGGGCACCUGUGCCACCACGAGCACGAUCUGGGCUGCGUGGAGGCGGGCGCUCACCAUCACCACCACCACCAUCACCACGGCAGCGGGGGAUGCCACCACGCCGACGGCGGGCCCCACCACAGCUGCCAUGCGGCCCUGUGCCACGCGCGCCACUCCUGCUGCGCCAAGGCCGAGCUGUUCCCCGCCCUGUGCCCCACGGAGCUGGUCGGCGACGCGGGCGCCUUCCUGUGCGGGUGCGGCAAGAUGGCGGCGGCCUCGGCAGAGGACGAGCUGGCGGUGGGCGGGCACUUGGAGAUGAGGCCGCGCCGGCAGUCGCUGCUGCAGCAGGGCGCCCAGUCGUCCAAUCAGAACGGCAUCCUGAAAAGCACCGCCCACGAGGCCAUCCUGUACCCGCUGGACAGCACGGGGAAUAUACGCACCGGACCCUGGAGGAACGAAACUACCGUGUAGUGCAAGGGCUCCUGCUGUGUCACAAACAAAAUGGAAUUUAUUGAAAUAAACUAAUACUAAACUAACUAGAACUCUGGAGAUGAAACAGACUUUGGAGAUACAAACUGACCCUGCCACCUCUUUUCCCCCGAUCCCCUAGGAGACUACACAACUCAGAAACGAUCUAAGGAUUUUAUUUUCAUUUGUAUUUUUUAUUUUUUUAUUUUUGGUUUUGUUGAGUUUUUUUAAUACAUUAAUUUCAUGAUUCUCUCAUUCAGCCUCCAUGUUGGGCGUACAUUCAGUAUUUCUCGUGCCAUUGUACAGGUUGAAUAGAAAUCGUCCUGAAGUGUUUCACAGCCAUCACAGGCUGACUGUGCACAUUUGUGUACAUGUGUG
Messenger RNA from Engraulis encrasicolus (European anchovy), 5276 nucleotides. Its product is annotated as adhesion G protein-coupled receptor A3-like. Gene Ontology annotation, molecular function: protein binding; G protein-coupled receptor activity. The record is from RefSeq and is a predicted model, not a curated record. The coding region runs from base 519 to 4901 and encodes 1460 amino acids. Lineage: Eukaryota; Metazoa; Chordata; Actinopteri; Clupeiformes; Engraulidae. Gene Ontology annotation, cellular component: postsynaptic density; plasma membrane; glutamatergic synapse. Gene Ontology annotation, biological process: G protein-coupled receptor signaling pathway; cell surface receptor signaling pathway. The transcript is spliced from 19 exons.